Molecule: messenger RNA, 1711 nt
Organism: Hydractinia symbiolongicarpus
Lineage: Eukaryota; Metazoa; Cnidaria; Hydrozoa; Anthoathecata; Hydractiniidae
Exons: 2
Coding region: 677-1087 (136 amino acids)
Source: RefSeq, a predicted model, not a curated record
UUCUCACUUAUUAUAAAACGAACAUAAUCGGGGCAGGCCGACUUAUGUAUGACAGUCAAAUAUUAUUCGACACUUAUAGAACGAACGUAAUCGGGGCCGACCGGCUUAUGUAUGACAGUGAAAUAUUAUUCGAGACUUAUAGAACGAACGUAAUCGGGGCCGACCGGCUUAUGUAUGACAUUUUUCUAUUAUUUCUCACUUAUUAUAGAACGAACAUAAUCGGGGCAGGCCGACUUAUGUAUGACAGUCAAAUAUUAUUCGACACUUAUAGAACGAACGUAAUCGGGGCCGGCCGGCUUAUGUAUGACAGUGAAAUAUUAUUUGAGACUUAUAGAACGAACGUAAUCGGGGCCGACCGGCUUAUGUAUGACAUUUUUCUAUUAUUUCUCACUUAUUAUAGAACGCACAUAAUCGGGGAAGGCCGGCUUAUGUAUGACAGUCAAAUAUUAUUCGACACUUAUACAACGAACGUAAUCGGGGCCGACCGGCUUUUAUAUCAUUCGUGACAAGCAAAUAGGAAAGUAUCGCAAAUGAAACGAAAUUCGCAAUUUACGUGGAGCCUUUUUUUCUUUCGCCAGACAGGAUGUCUAGUUUCUUACAAAUUCGAAGAAAACGUUCGAAAAAACUUUCAUUUAAAUUUUUCAAUCGUCGGAGCUACACUAGUUUUAGUUAAGCCAUGGAAGUUCAUCGUCAAAAAUUUGAACAAUUUGCCCAGCGUUACACAGGCACUGGUAAAAGACCAACGAGUGGCACAAUAACAAGAGAGUUUGGGAAGAAAAUUUCCCAGAACUUAAAAAGCAAUGAGUCGGACAGUAAAAAGGGUACAGAAGCACGUCGCUUCAGAUUAUUGACCCAGAAGUUUAAGCUGAUGAACUGCGAAGAGCUGGGAAUGGUUGAUAUUUUGAUUGUGCCUUCACAAGAAGCUAAAAACCAUACAAGUAAUCAAUCGAUACCUGAAGGUUACUUAAGAGUGGCAUACGUAGAUGAAUUCUUUGACAUCAUACGCUCAAUUCACUGUAAUGAAUUAAAACACGCUGGUGUGAAAAAGACAUUCAAAAAGGUAUUAGUGUUUUCUUAUCAGAAUUAAUAACUAUAUUUACAUAAAAAAUUGUACCCUAGACAAAAUAUAAAGAUUGAUACAAAUAACUACUCAAUUCGUAUUUUUCCUACUAAGGUUUCAAGUUCAUUUUGGGGUAUCCCAAGAUCGGCUAUUGAAGAGUAUAUCAAUCUUUGCGAAACUUGCCACUUAAAACAGCCACAGAAGACUGUACCGCCAAUCAAGCCUAUUAUAUCAAAUGGCUUCAUGAAACGCUUCCAAGUAAGUUCGCACACACCUGAACUAAAAUAACAAAACGCUCUUAAUAAUGCUUGAUUUUUCAACCGGAGAUUUCUUUGCCUCAACAUCAAAUGCUUAAAAUUUACAUAUGUUUGUUUUAUAUUUUUUAUGAACUUUUCACUUUCCGCAUUUUUAGGUUGAUUUAAUAGACAUGAGUCAUAUGCCUGAUGGAGACUAUAAGUAUAUCCUUCAUUCCAUUGAUCAUUGGUCGAGAUUUAAUUUUCUUGCUGCCCUGGAGAGAAAGGAAAGCGCUCCAAUCACUGUUGAGUUGGAAAAAAUAUUUUCAUUGUUCGGACCACCAAAGAUCUUUCAUUCCGAUAACGGUUCAGAAUUUGUAAAUAAAUCAGUAGAUCAUCUUAUCAAAGCUUGGCCAGG